This is a messenger RNA of Pestalotiopsis fici W106-1, 2187 nucleotides long. RefSeq lists its product as uncharacterized. The coding region runs from base 1 to 2187 and encodes 728 amino acids. The record is from RefSeq and is a predicted model, not a curated record. NCBI's taxonomy places the organism in Eukaryota, Fungi, Ascomycota, Sordariomycetes, Amphisphaeriales, Sporocadaceae. The transcript is spliced from 2 exons.
AUGCUUGAAGUCCAAGAUGACAUGCUCAUCGAUGCUCCGGACGGUAUUUACAUGGCAGGAAUGGGAUGGGACUUUUUCAAUUCGCCUACUGAUACUUUCCAUUUCGAGAGGGAUCUCGAGUUUCAUUUUGACGAAAACUUUGGAAAUCUAAAUUUCCAAAUAUCACAGCCAAAUCAGUCUUCCACGCUCCCAGUGACCGAUCUGGCAGCCGUGACAAAUGGCGGGCCCAAUCUGCUGGAGGCCAGUAAACAAGGGCCUCCGCUAGAUAAAUUGAACACCACGGCCGACACCUCUGGUUAUGAGGCCUUCAAAAGGUCGCCAUGGCUUUGGACUCCAGUCCGCCACGAUCACGCAUAUGCCGAGGGCUCGCAGCUCUCGGUCAAUGAAGUCCAAAUGAUGGAGUCACCAGAGGUGAACGAAAUCUGUGGUACGGACGAUAUCGUACCCAAGGCGAUGGAUCCUGCAACACGAGAUGAGAUUUUUUCUCUCGUGCUAAAGUUUUCAUCUUCCGAGGUGAAUAUUCGGUCGUUUCCAUCCUUUCGUCUACUAAAUGUUCUCAUGCAGGCCUUUUUCGUCAAAGAGAGUGCAUCAGCAACUCCUUGGCUUCAUGUUUUUUCUUUCGAACCAGACUCUGUCAAAAGUGAGUUGAUUGCCAGUAUUGUGGCUGCCGGUGCUACUCUGUUUGCUGUACCAGAUAUCUGGAAGAUGGGCUUGGCGCUACAGGAGAUUGUGAAGCUGGCAUCUGCCGCCGCUAUUGAUGAGGAUAAUCGCCGUGUCCGGGAUCUACAGUCCAUACAAGCCUUUUGGAUGUGGAUCAAAAUUGGGCUUUGGAGUGGCUUUCGGCGGAAGAUGGAAAUCGCUGAAGGAUUUGCCCACACAGUGCCGACGAUGCUAAGGAGGGCUGGCGCCUUUCGACAAAACAGAUACACUCCUGCAAUAUUCCCAGCAACAAGUGAUAAUGGUGAGGUACUGAAACAAAAGUGGUUGAAAUGGAUCGAGCAGGAAUCAUUCAAGAGGCAAGUCACAGUGCUUGACUUGGCAUCUAAUCGCCAUUACUCACAGAUUUCCAGGCUUGUAUUGCAAAUCAUGAUGAAUGAAAUGAAAAGUUCAAUUGCAUUCACUAGAAAUCCUCUCUUCUCAGGCACUGAGAUUGCCUUCUCAUUGCCAGCUGCGCAGGAUCUUUGGGAUGCGCAAGAUGAGACAGAGUGGAGGGACAGGAUGAUCGCAAAGUCAGGAACCACCACGACGUCUACACUCAUGGACGGAAUGCACGACCCCUGUAGUCUUGAGAAUGAAGCAGACAUCGUUGACGUUGGCUUUGCAUCACAUGCAAUUCUCAUCGGUCUCUGGGGUCGAGUUUACUCGUUUCUAGACUCCAAGGCCUUUUAUCUCCGAGACAACUCUGAUUCGCACGCUUCGUCGAGCCUCUGGCUAGAAGCCCAGAGACAAGAGCUCUAUCUGAAGAUCCAGUCAAUCACCACCAAGCUUGGAUGGCUACUCCCUCUCUCUUCCGAAGCCAGACUCGUGAGUGAGUUCCUCAUGAUGUCGCUUUAUGUGUCAUCCGAGGAUAUCCAGAGGAUUGCAGGUCGAUACGGAGAGGAUGACUUCCAAAAGUCUCUUCCCGUGCUUGACCGUUGGAAUAACAGCAAGGACGGGCGCUACGCCAGAUGGCAUGCUGGGCAAGUCCUCAAGGCUGCCCGCUCAUUUCCACCUACACAACUCGAUGCUUUUAAUGGAAUAGCAACAUAUCAUGCUUGUCUUGUCCUUUGGGUGGGCUGUGCUCUGAAACAAAGGGCUGGGCGCCAUAUACAAUCGGGGCAAGUAAUGCAGCCUCGGCCUGCUACCAACCUAACAAGUGCUGCCACGGGAGAAGAGCAGGAAAUGCAAUUUUCCAGGCCUGCAAAUAGUACUUCCGACCCAACGAAAGCAUCAAAGAGACAAACUACACAGGUCAUCCUCGAUGGGGAGGAGACGUCUGAAGUAAGAAGCUAUCUGGCAAUGGGCGUUGGGCAGCCUUGUCUACAUAUGUCGAAUCGACUGGUGGAGUUUGAAGAACCAGCAGCUGUAUCAAAGGUUCUCUCGGACAUAUUCAGGGCAAAUUUCCCCUCAAAGUCGUAUCCUCUGCCCCCGAUGCUGGAGAAUUUGGAUAGUCUUAUGGCCGAGCUGUGUCGCUCACACUUUAUCUGA